Choloepus didactylus (southern two-toed sloth) is the source of this 981-nucleotide messenger RNA. Its product is annotated as vomeronasal type-1 receptor 4-like. The transcript is spliced from 3 exons. The record is from RefSeq and is a predicted model, not a curated record. Gene Ontology annotation, biological process: G protein-coupled receptor signaling pathway. NCBI's taxonomy places the organism in Eukaryota, Metazoa, Chordata, Mammalia, Pilosa, Megalonychidae. Gene Ontology annotation, molecular function: pheromone receptor activity. The annotation marks the transcript as partial. Gene Ontology annotation, cellular component: membrane.
AUGUCCUCCAGGAAUUUGGCACUAGGAAUGGUCUUCUUAUCCCAGACUGUAGCUGGAGUCUUUGGAAAUUUGUCUCUUCUCUAUCAUUAUCUUUUUCUUUAUUUCACUGGGAGCAGGUUAAGGUCAACAGAUUUAAUUAUAAAGCACCUGCUUGUAGCCAAUUCCUUGGUGUUACUCUCCAAUGCAGUUCCCCAGGCAAUGGCAGCUUUGGGGUGGAAACAUUUCCCCAGUGAUUAUGGAUGCAAAAUUCUUUACUACCUUUACAGAGUCUACAGGGGAGUGUCCAUUGGCAGCACCUGCCUCUUGAGUAUCUUCCAGGCCAUCACCAUCAGCCCCAGGAACUCCAGGUGGGCAGAGCUUAAAGUGAAAGCUCCCAGGUACAUCAGCCUCUCCACGUCCCUGUGCUGGCUCCUCUACAUGCUGGUAAAUAUCAUUUAUCCUGUGUUUGUGACUGGCAAUUGGAGAAAUGAUACCAUCAUAAAGAGAAAAGAUUUAGGCUACUGUUCUGCUAAAUAUCACGACAGAAGUGCAGACUCACUCUAUGCUGCAUUGUUAUCGUUCCCUGAUGCUCUGUGUUUGGGGCUCAUGCUCUGGGCCAGCGGCUCCAUGGUUUCCAUCCUGUACAGGCACAAGCAGCGGGUCCAACACAUCCACAGGACCAGCCUCUCCCCCAGGUCCUCCCCUGAGUCCAGAGCUACCCAAACCAUCCUUUUACUGGUGAGCACCUUUGUAUCCUUUUUCACCCUCUCCUGCGUCUUUCAGUUUUGUAUUACUAUUUUUGAUUAUCCCAAUUUGCUUUUGGUGAACAUGCCUGCAUUAUUCUCUGCGUGUUACCCAACUGUCAGCCCCUUUUUUCUCAUGGGCCAAGACUCCAGUGUCUUCAGACUCUGCUUCACCUGGGUAAGGAGUACAAAGUCUCCUAAUUUUAUUAGCAAUACGUUUGUAAAUGUAGAUUUCCAAGCUCUAGAACCUCUUCUAUUG